CCAGCCCCUUAUCCAUCUUCUCUCUCAAACAAAAGGCGAAAUUCCGCCAUCCCUUUCGUUCUUGUGUCCUCUACUGCUUUCCACGACCCAAUCUCGCAAUCUUUGACUGUCAUUCGACUCUCAGCCCCACCAUGGGAAGAACCGCUGUGCCCGCUCCUGCUGCGAGCUAUCGGGACGAUCCGGACGCUGUAUCAAUGCAUACAACACCCGAAGACUACACUUAUGACGACGCGCCCGAAAUCUCAGGUCUGCCUCCUUCAUAUGCCGACAGCGAGAGCAGCCCCGCUGCUCCUAUCCUCAGACACAUCCCGCCUCCUUCCAACCGAAGGAAUCACAACAAUGUUCUGGUCAUGUCCGGUGGCAAAGUUCAAGUAUGCGAGACACAGACGUUGAUGGAUGCUCGCUAUGAUACCGACCCCGAGUAUCUGGAAGAAGGCAUACGCUCUUUCUCGCAGCAGGCUCCGAUUCCGUUUGUGUAUAUAAUGGGAACGCACAAAGAGACUACCCGGCGAGGGGAUAAAAAAGAGACGAAGGAGGUCACAGAUUUCAGGAUUGUCAUGAGCAUGCAAUCAUAUCUGAGGAAUAAUUUUGACGAGCGUGACACAAGUUCGAUGAGCCUCCAAACCGUAGAGAACGGAGAAAAGGUACAUCGAGGCACCUUCAUGAAGAAGAGGGCUCCCGGUUUCAAGCGUGACCUCGAAAUUGGUAUUCCUAAGCCUGAGCUCAAGGAGUGGUGUCAUCGAUACUGCGCGUCACCUUCCAUGCUGAGGAUCUUCCGUCUUCGUCGCGAAAUCACGGGAUUCGAUGAGACCUUUUUGAAAAGCCGUCUUGAAGGCUUGAUUCGUAGCACAAACUAUCGUGGACAUAUCAAAAUAUCCUUUCCGAUCGAAGACAAGAACGUCGACAUAUACACCACUAACCGCAUCAACGAAUGGAGGUUGAAAAAGUGGAUCUGCUGGAUCUUCUAUCUCACAUUCCUUUGGAUCUUCACAUGGCCAUACCUCUUCUUCGCCACUAAACGCUACGCCAUCGUCAAAGCUGAAUGGCCUUUCUCAAAGACCGAUGAAUACGGCAACAAGAAAUACACGACGAUAAGCGAGGAGCAAUGGUUUGAGAAAUGGCAUGUUGGUAUUAGGCGAUUGGCACUGGACCGAUUCGACGGUGAAACCUCUGAGCAACAGCUUGCAGGUGUUAUUGCACGUCCUGAAGACCCUCCAAUGCCCGGAAACAUCCGCACUGGACAUACAGGUGUCGAUAACGCUGUUGGCCUCCUCACGCAAGGCUUUCAGGUAGCCAGCGCUAUCUCUCGCGGCGACAAUCUGUCGCGAGGUCUCCAGGGUGGGUGGGGAUACGACAACUGAACCACGAUGUUUGGAGUCUGUAAUUCCAAUGUGUGAAUAUUUCCGUUUAAGGGUCUGGUUUCUCAUGUGCUCCUUUUGGUCCAUUGCUUGUCUCAUACCACACCUUUCAUAGCCGAGCUUUCUUACCUUUAGUUGUUUGUUUGCUUAUAAUGUCCUUACGAAAUUGAUCUUAAAGUACUGUGGGAGUUUUGAGGAGACCAGGAGUACUAGAAACACUAUCUCAGAAACCACUCCUUGGAUGAGUCUCAAGAAUCGCAUCUAAUUGAUGGCAAAGGAUUUCAGUCUAGUUAAUCCGUAUUGAAAUGCAAUAUAUGCAUCCAUCC
This is a messenger RNA of Lindgomyces ingoldianus, 1684 nucleotides long. RefSeq lists its product as uncharacterized. Lineage: Eukaryota; Fungi; Ascomycota; Dothideomycetes; Pleosporales; Lindgomycetaceae. Bases 132 to 1361 code for a protein of 409 amino acids. The transcript has a single exon. The record is from RefSeq and is a predicted model, not a curated record.